Messenger RNA from Prunus dulcis (almond), 984 nucleotides. RefSeq lists its product as uncharacterized. Gene Ontology annotation, molecular function: zinc ion binding; nucleic acid binding. Bases 1 to 984 code for a protein of 327 amino acids. NCBI's taxonomy places the organism in Eukaryota, Viridiplantae, Streptophyta, Magnoliopsida, Rosales, Rosaceae. The record is from RefSeq and is a predicted model, not a curated record. The transcript is spliced from 2 exons.
AUGAGGCAUGUACUUAGCCAGUUUACCCGCACCGUGGCGACAACUUUUCGGGGAAGGCGUGGUACAGAAAGUUCUGAAAUUAAAAGGGUUAAGGAAUUUGGAGCAAGAGAGUUCAUGGGUAGAACAGACCCACCAGAAGCAGAAUCAUGGAUUACUGAUGUGGAGAGAAUUUUUGAGGUUCUGGAGUGCCCCGUUGGGGAUAGAGUUCGCUUGGCUACUUUUCUACUGAAGGGAAAUGCAUAUCAUUGGUGGAAAGCAGUAAAAAGGGGUUAUGAGAAUCCGGCUGCCAUAAACUGGGAGGAAUUUCAGCGGGUAUUCUCAAAGCAGUUUUACCCACCUUCCUACAGACAUUCAAAGAAGUCAGAGUUCCUAUAUCUGAAACAGGGGUCUAUGUCAGUGGUGGAGUAUGAACACAAGUUUAAUGAGCUGUCUAGAUUUGCUCCAGAGCUGGCAGCUGAAAGGGUAUCGAGGAAACUCAGUGGGAGUGUUGGCAGGCCCCAUAGAGAUACACCAGGAAUUGGUGGGCCCAGUCAGGGUCCAUCAAAGAGAGGAGGAUCUAGCUCCAGUUCUGCUAGCGACGGAUGGUCAGGAGGACAGGGAUCUAGUUCUAGUAAUGGGAGAUCCGGUUCUCAUCCAGCUUGGACUCAAUACUCAGGGCUGCAGUCUAUAGCUAGCACAGCUAGGGCUCCUUCCAAGCAGACUGGGUUGACAUGCUUUAACUAUGGGCAGGUUGGGCAUAUGGUGAAAGAUUGUCCUAGCUAUACUCAUGGAGGUGGACAGAGUCAGAGUAGUAGCUUGACAUGCUACUUUUGUGGGCAAGUGGGGCAUACUAAGAGAAGCUGCCCAAUUAUACUCCAAAGUAAUGCAGCAGUCCAGGGAACUGGGGCCCAGCAGGGGCAAGGUAGUAUGGGUCAGAAUCAGAGUCAAGGUGGUGCUUCUUCCUCUGCAGCAGGGUUAUCCAGUAGCAGAACCGUCAUCUUCUAG